ACCGCACCCGAUUCAUUGAGAUCCCGACACCUCCAGCACAGCCAUCAUGUCUCCAAGGAAGUUCUUCGUGGGGGGAAACUGGAAGCUGAACGGAGAUAAGAAGAGCCUGGGAGAGCUCAUCAGUACCCUGAACGCCGGCAAGAUCAGUGCAGACACAGAGGUGGUCUGUGGAGCUCCUACCAUCUACCUGGACUUUGCCCGCCAGAAGUUGGACGCCAAAUUCGGUGUAGCCGCCCAGAACUGCUAUAAAGUUGCAAAAGGCGCAUUCACCGGGGAGAUCAGCCCGGCUAUGAUCAAAGAUGUUGGUGCUACCUGGGUGAUCCUUGGACAUUCUGAGAGGAGACACGUGUUCGGGGAGUCAGAUGAGCUGAUUGGCCAGAAGGUGGCACAUGCUCUGAGCGAGGGUGUGGGAGUCAUCGCUUGCAUCGGGGAGAAGCUUGACGAGCGGGAAGCGGGCAUCACAGAGAAGGUUGUGUCUGGGCAGACGAAGCACAUUGCAGAUAACGUAAAGGACUGGAGCAAGGUUGUCCUGGCAUAUGAACCUGUCUGGGCCAUCGGUACAGGCAAGACAGCAACACCCCAGCAGGCUCAGGACGUGCACGCCAAGCUGCGAGAAUGGUUGAAAGUCAACGUGUCUGAUCAAGUGGCACAAUCCGUUCGGAUCAUCUAUGGAGGUUCCGUCACAGGAGGCACCUGCAAGGAACUGGCAUCCCAACACGACAUCGAUGGUUUCCUAGUGGGCGGAGCUUCCCUGAAACCAGAGUUCAUCGAAAUCAUCAACGCCAAACAAUAAUCCCGCCCACUCACAAAUCAUCGCCCUCCUGUAAACGGUUUAGAACAAAGCAGUG
Molecule: messenger RNA, 848 nt
Organism: Nanorana parkeri
Lineage: Eukaryota; Metazoa; Chordata; Amphibia; Anura; Dicroglossidae
Gene: TPI1
Product: triosephosphate isomerase 1
Exons: 7
Coding region: 47-793 (248 amino acids)
Biological process (GO): glycolytic process; gluconeogenesis; glyceraldehyde-3-phosphate biosynthetic process
Cellular component (GO): cytosol
Molecular function (GO): triose-phosphate isomerase activity
Source: RefSeq, a predicted model, not a curated record